Molecule: messenger RNA, 1607 nt
Organism: Euleptes europaea (tarantolino)
Lineage: Eukaryota; Metazoa; Chordata; Lepidosauria; Squamata; Sphaerodactylidae
Gene: PDP2
Product: pyruvate dehydrogenase phosphatase catalytic subunit 2
Exons: 1
Coding region: 1-1605 (534 amino acids)
Biological process (GO): protein dephosphorylation
Molecular function (GO): cation binding; protein serine/threonine phosphatase activity
Source: RefSeq, a predicted model, not a curated record
AUGUCUGCUACUGUGUCCUCCCGGAUUAUAAACUCUGCAAGAAGCAGCAUCUGCGCUUUGCACGGGAAGGGACAUUUGAAUUCCAGGUACAUUUCAAGCCAGAAGAAAGCAACACGGUGGAGUUUGCUUUCCAAAGGUCCUUAUCCCUCUGUACGGGCAAGCGUCGGAGGCAGCACAGCUGACGUUUUCACCUUGAGCAAGGCUCUCAGACAUACCUCAACAGAAGAAGAAGACUUCUUCCACCUGACACCGUCACAGAUAGAUGACAUAUUAAGGGCGAACGAGUUGUCCCUGACGAUACCCGAAUUCGAUGGGAAAAACCCCAGUUCGGUGCUGAAAUUUGAGAGUAACCAGUUGGCCGCCAAUGCCCCGAGCGAAGACCGUCGAAGCUCAGCUGCAUUCUUGCAGACCCGGGGGAUGAUGUUUGGGGUCUUUGACGGCCAUGCGGGUUACGCCUGUGCCCAGACAGUCAGCGAGAGGUUGUUUUUUUACAUAGCCAUUUCUCUGCUGCCUCAGCAGCGGCUGGAGGAAAUCGAACUCGCCAUGGAGUCCAUGAAGCCCGUUCUGCCAAUCCUGCAGUGGUACAAGCAUCCGAAUGACAGGUUCUUUCAAGAAGUGGCCUCUUUGUAUUUGGAACAGCUCAGGGUUUAUUGGCAGACCUUACUGGACUUGGAUUCAGGCUUCACAAUGAAGGAAGCCUUAGUGUACGCCUUUAAGAGGCUGGACUCGGAUCUGUCACUGGAGGCCCAGGCUCCCUUAGAGAACGAACUGAUGAGGAACAUAGCCCUCCAGGUAGCUUUUUCAGGCUCGACGGCAUGUGUGGCUCACAUUGAUAACGUUCACUUACACGUAGCCAACACCGGAGACUGUAGGGCCGUCCUCGGCAUUCAGAACGAAGACGGAUCGUGGUCCGCCCUCCCUCUCACUCGAGACCACAACGCCUUCAACCAACUGGAAAUCUUAAGGUUAAAAAGGGAGCACCCAACGUCCGAAGAGAACACUCUCUUUGUGAACAGCAGACUGCUGGGAGUCCUUAUGCCUUCUCGGGCGUUCGGAGACGUGCGGUUCAAAUGGAGUCAGGAGCUGCAGCAAAGCGUGCUGGGAAACAGGGGCGAGGAUGAAGUGUUAAACAUUUGCGAGUACGUUCCUCCAAACUACCACACCCCUCCCUAUUUAACCGCGGAGCCGGAGGUCACCUACCACAAAGUAAGGCAUCAGGACAAAUUUUUAGUCAUCGCCUCAGACGGCCUGUGGGACAUGUUGAGCAACGAAGAGGUGGUCAAGCUUGUUGCGGAACACCUGCAUGAAAUGAAAGUGCCGCAAAUGCAGCUGACUUUUAAAAAACCGGCCAAGCUGGGUUACAUGCAAAACCUGCUGCUCAAGAGGAAAGCCAAACGCAUCCGCUCCUAUGACGAAAACGUGGCCACCCACCUCAUCCGACAUGCCGUUGGGAGCAAUGAAUACGGAGAGGUUGACCCAGAGAGGCUUGGGGCCAUGUUGACGCUUCCCGAUGACCUGGCUCGCAUGUAUAGGGAUGACAUCACGGUCACUGUGGUCCAUUUUAAUUCUGAUACGGUUGACAGCUACUACCGAGAGAAUAAAUAAGA